This is a messenger RNA of Aspergillus udagawae, 528 nucleotides long. RefSeq lists its product as uncharacterized. The record is from RefSeq and is a predicted model, not a curated record. Bases 1 to 528 code for a protein of 175 amino acids. The transcript is spliced from 2 exons. Lineage: Eukaryota; Fungi; Ascomycota; Eurotiomycetes; Eurotiales; Aspergillaceae.
AUGAAAUAUGUGGAGGAGAACAGCAUACUGUACCUGCAGUACAACGUGACAAGGGACAAGCAGCAACGGCCAAAGCCCAGUAUAUUCCUCAUCAAGGUCAACCCUCGCCCACCCGGAUACUAUGGUCUCACGUCCCUCGCGUGGACUUAUGGAGUAGACUACUUUGCUCUCCAUGUGCUCCAUGCACUGGGGGAUGAAGCCCGCAUACGAGCCCUAUCCGAGCCGUUUAUGUGUGGACCGCAGUAUGACGAUUUAUCCCGGAGAGAGGAGGGGAUUCUCACAUCCGGUGACCCGGCGCAGAAAUUCAAGGAAGAGCACCCAGACGUCAUGGACAAUAUUCUCUUGCGACGAGAACCGUUUGCCAAGGGAGACUUCGUGCCGAGUCCCAACGCACCAACUAUGCCCUUUCUCUCCGUACUCAUCCUCCGUUCAAAAAAUGGACGUGAAGGCCUCUUGCGCAGUAUGGCGAUCAUUCAACAUAAUUGGCUCACACAUUUGAAUGACGACUGCUCCGUGUUCCUGAACUAG